Molecule: messenger RNA, 3864 nt
Organism: Pseudo-nitzschia multistriata
Lineage: Eukaryota; Bacillariophyta; Bacillariophyceae; Bacillariales; Bacillariaceae
Source: the annotation of a GenBank genome assembly
CGCGACGCGAGGCAACGCAACGCAACGCAACGCAAAGACAAAAACGACGAGACGCGAUACGACGGCAGGCAGGCAGGCAGCGUUCCACAAGCAGCAGCAGCAGCAGCAGCAGCAGCAACAACAAGAACAAUCACUCCACACAACGCAAUAGCACAACAACAACUCCACGCAACGCAACACCACCACCACCAUGUCGUCGCUCCUGGACGCCGCCAGCCUCUCGAACGGCGGCGGGGACAUCUGGUGCACGGGUGGCAUCGGCGGCCUCACCUUUGACUCGCCCCUCCGGGACCUCCUGGACUCGGGGGAGUACACCCUGGAGGAGAUCCUGGCGGAGGACGAGCUCCUCCAGGAGCUCCGGGGGAUCAACCCCCAGCUCAUCGACUUUUUCUCGACCGAGGAGGCCGUCUCGGGGCUCGUCCAGUACAUGGUCCUAUCGCCCUCCAGGAGGGAAGGGGUGCUGAGGGAGGCGGCGGCGAAGGCAGAGGCGAGGACGGAUGCGAAUGUCGAUGUCAAUGCGGCUGCGGAUGUCGAUGCGAAUGCCAAUGUCAAUGCCAACGCCAACGCCAAUGCCAACGCCAACCAGAGCGCCUCCUCGCAGAGCGGGGCCGCGGAUGAAGGGCCGAACGGGGGCGAGAAAGAAGGAGAAAACGGCGAGGGCAGCGGCAACCAAGACAAAGACAGGGGCAACAACGGCAACACCACCGAGGCGGCAAAGGAACCGGGAAAGUGGCUCCAGGGAGAGGAAUUCUUUGGAGACGACACCCCGCGGCAACCCCCGAAAACGAGGCAGGAGCAGGAGGACGACCUCCACUUUCGCUUUCCGUACAUGGCCUGCGAGGUCAUUUCCUGCGAGCUCAAGGGGAUCACCGACCUGAUCAUGGACGGCUUUGUUCCGCUGCUGGACACCAGCGGCGACGAGAACGAGGACCAGGACGACGACCAGGACGACGAGCACCAGAACCAGAACGAGAACGAGAACGGGCACCCAACACGAGCACAACCGGCGAGCAAGAGCGCCAACGGAUCGGCUCCGCUUCUGGCGCUGCCGUCGGCGUCCGACCUCCUCGGCGAAAGCGACGCGAGGGGGAGGCGCAUACUCGACCUCUUGUUCUCGAUGUUCUACGAGCGGGAGGGCCCGGGGGAAGCUUCCGGCGAAAGAACGACCGGGAGCACCCACGAGAGGGGGAGGCCYKUGGUCAUCGACGACUACCGGGCGGGGUACUUUGAAAAGGUCCUGUCGGUCCUCAUCAAGCACCGACCGAACGACGUCGCCGAGUACCUCAACGACGGCGGGGGGAGGGGCAGGGAAACCCUCAUGGCCGCGAUGUUCGACCACCUCUACUCCCACUCCCUCCUGCAGGUCGUCCAGCACCUCCUGAUGCCCACGCACGGCCUCCUUCCGCAGGAGGAGGGGGAGGAACAACACGACGACCACGAGAACGAGUGCGGGGACCUCUUCCACGAUCCCCUCGACGAAGCCCUGGGGGAGCCCCUCGUGCCCUUUCGCUGCAACUGGUCCGAGUCGGGGCCGGCGCUGGAGAUGCUCCUGGAGUGCCUCGUGGGAAAAGACGAAAACAACAACGAAAACGACGAAAACGACGACGACAACGACCGAGGGCUCGACCUCUGCCGGAACGCCUCGGAGGUCCUCAUCACCAUCAUCCAGAACUCCCCCCUCACCUCCCGCACGAUGUGCACGCUCACCUCGGACCCGGUCCUGGAAAAGCUGGUCGAGGCCUCGUCCAAGGGCCCGUGCGCGGGUGCCGCGUUUGGCCGCCACGACAGCAGGCUCACCUGCGCCAUGAACGUCCUCGAGAGCCUCGUCCUGCAGCUMGGCGGCUACGGGUCGGUGGGGACGGUCGUCCCCUGCCCCGGAGGCAGCGGCGGCGACGGCGGCGGCGACGAAAGCGCACCUUUGGGAAACGGAGGGGGCGCUGCAGGGCAAAAAGGUGGGUCCCCUCCUCCCGAACCGCGCUGCGCCGGCCCGGACACCCUGACAAAACACCUGCCGUUGCUGCUGGACUCGCUCGAAGGCCUGCUGACGCACCCGGGCGCGGAGCGAUGGGUGUCCCCGAUGCAGUUCUCGGGGAAGGARCCCCAGCCCCUCCUGGGGGCCUCGAGGCUCCGAAUCGUCCGGCUGCUGGAGUCCCUGGUCCUCCUGGGCAACCCGGGCGUCGAUUCCGUCCUGUGCGGGUCGGGCUGCCUCGAGACCUGCCUCGACCUCUUCUGGGGCUUCCAGUGGUGCUCGAUGCUGCACCAGUCCGUGGCCAACCUCCUGGUCCACGUCUUUGAGGGGAGAAACGCGAGGUCCGACCUCCAGUCCUACUUUCUGGUCCGGUGCAAYCUGCUGGGCCGCCUCAUGUACUCGUUCUGGGAAAACGGCGGCGGGGCCAARGACAUCCUGUCGUCCCCGUCCCUCGUCGGCAACUCGCUCCACGCGAACGAGCAAUCCGAGAGCAUCAUGGGGCAAAAGGACAGCGACAGCGAUCGGUCGGUGCCGAGCGUCCCCUCCUCGUCGUCGUCCUCCUCCUCGUCGCUGGUGGGAGGCGGCGACAAGGACGAAAGCGCUCCCGCUCCGGUGGACGAAACCGUCCUGCCCGUGUCCGACGACGACGUCGACGUAGCAAUGGAACAGCAACAAGAGCAAGAACAAAAGGACGGUGCCGGCUUUCCMGGGUUCGGACCGGCGGCAGCGGAACCGAUCGACGAGGCGAACCACGGAAGCUCCAUUGUGAGCAACGGUCCACCCRUGGGGGAGGGGGACGGCAAGCCCAAGAGGCCGUUUCUUCGGCUUGGCUACAUGGGACACGUCAUCAUAAUAUGCCAGGCACUGGUGCAGGCCUAUACAAAAGAGGAAGGCGACGACGACGACGGCGGCGGCGGCGACAAUCCCGCGGACGGCCUUGGAGGURCCGAGGGACCACCGGAACGGCCGGACGGGGAUUUGUCGUCGAACCCGGCCGAGCCGCCGGAGAAAAGCCGUCUCGCCCCGAAUAAUAGCGAUAGUGCCCCCCCGUCCGAGGCACUGGUGCUGGAACAACUCAUCGAGCAGCACCCCCUCGGAAAAAUAUGGCACGAUUUUGUGGCAACCACGCUGGCUGCCGAAUUCGCCCUGCAGACCACACCCCUCGGCGGGUUCCAGGCCUCGACCCUGGGAACGGAUCCGCUCCACAUGCACCGGCCCGGACUCGAAGACAGCGGUGGAUUUGACUACGACGAGGACGACGAUGGAGGAGCCCUCUCGCUGCCGCAGAGAGGGGGAUUGCUGGUGGACGGAGACCUCAUCGACAUGGACGACAACGAUCUCGAGGUCGCGGCCAGCAUGAUGGCGGGCCUGAACCUGACCGGUUCCGGUGGGGACGGCCGGGCACAGCCGAGGRCACCCCAGAGCGGGUACCUGUUCGACGACCCCCUCGGCGGCGGUGGCUUUGGAAACUUUGGCAACGACGACGACGAGGACGACGGAAGCAACGGCGGCAGCAGCAGCAGCGACGAGGAAGGGGACAACGUCAUGGACCUUUUCACCGGCAACCUCGGCGACCAGGAUCAUUUUGCCGCCAACUUUGAGGCGAAUUUUGACGAUGCCUUUGCGGACGUGUCGAGCGAUGGCGGUGAAAACGGACCGGACGAGGAUCGGAACACCCUGGACAACCUGUUUGGGGACGUCAGGGGGCACGACAUACUACUGGACGACUUUGAGAAACCACCCGGGAACUGAUUGUUCGACGAUCCCACUUUCUUGGACGGGGAGCUUACCACCGGAGGAGGACGGUCUCGGACCCUGUGCUACWCGAAGYGUGYACGGCGGUAUUGUACAGCACUGUGUACCCGUGCUUGAUGAAAUAAAUUACACUAAUCAUA